UCAUGGGUAUUUCAAGAGAUAGUAGACACAAAAGAAGACUUACAGGUGGUCGUAUGCCAAUUCAUAAAAAGAAGAGAGCUUUUGAGAAAGGAAGACAAGCUGCAAUGACUAAAUUAGUAUCUGGUGAAAAGAGAGUUAGAAGAUUGAGAGUUAGAGGAGGAAACUUUAAAUUCAGAGCUCUUCGUUUAUCAGAUGGAAACUUCUCAUGGGGUAGUGAAGGUGUUGCAAAAAAAGGAAAGAUUGUUGAAGUUGUUUAUCAUCCAUCAAAUAAUGAAUUAGUCAGAACAAAAACAUUAACUAAAGGUGCUAUUGUAUAAGUUGAUGCUACACCAUUUAAAUAAUUUUAUUUAAAGAAAUACAAUAUUGAUUUGGGAGCUAAAAAGACUUAAAAGAAGGUAAAAAUUAUUAAAUUAUAAUUAGGACUAACCAGCAACUUAAGAAGUUAAGAAAUCAAAUUCAUUAAAAAAGAAACUAGAAGCCAGAUUGAAAGAUAGAGUUAUUGAUAAUUUAGUUGCUGAAUAAUUCUAAAAUCAAAGACUUUUAGUCAGAGUUACAUCAAGACCAGGACAAUCUGGUAGAGCCGAUGGUUAUAUUCUUGAAGGAAAGGAACUAGAAUUUUAUAUUAAAAAGAUCGAAUAAAAGAAGAAAUGAGUU
Messenger RNA from Paramecium pentaurelia, 654 nucleotides. The record is from the annotation of a GenBank genome assembly. Lineage: Eukaryota; Ciliophora; Oligohymenophorea; Peniculida; Parameciidae.